Messenger RNA from Leucoraja erinaceus (little skate), 2877 nucleotides. RefSeq names its product SKI/DACH domain-containing protein 1-like. NCBI's taxonomy places the organism in Eukaryota, Metazoa, Chordata, Chondrichthyes, Rajiformes, Rajidae. Bases 1 to 2166 code for a protein of 721 amino acids. The transcript has a single exon. The record is from RefSeq and is a predicted model, not a curated record.
AUGGUCGGGAUUAUUCCGAGAUGCGUGGAUUAUAUCUCGAAUGUUACACUGGAUGGAUUUCAAUUCGGGCACUUGGAGAUGUUUGGGGUGAAACUAGGUUACCUGAGGAUUAACGGCAAGCAAAUGUUCGCCCUGUCUCAGGUGCUGGCGGAUUUAUUCCAGCACGUUCCCAGGACCACGAUCCAAAAAAGAAUGGAGUACCUGAAAAUCAAAAGGCGUCGCUGCGAUUUGCAGGAACUGCGGACUCUGAAGGCCAUCAAAUCCGUCCCGACGCGAGCGGUCAAAUGCACGCUGAUAUCCAAAGAGGAUUUGGAGGCGUUGUACAGGGUUUACCGAGAUCCGCAGUGCGCCGGGAAGAAAUUCAAGGUGAAGGUGAGAGAGAGUAACCCGGAGCCCGGUUACUUCACGGGUUUCUGCAGGGAGAGGACGGUGCUACUGAGGACGGGCAACGCCGGCGUGAGGUGCGAGGGCGAGUCUAAGCCAGUGGCCCCAGCGUCCGAUGGCAGCGGCCUGUGCAAGCGGCCCGGCUGCCCAUCAGUCAUCGAUCCCCGAGGCGUUACAAACUAUGAGAGCGCCGGCAAGUCCGGCUUCUGCCCGGUGUACCGAGAGCGGGACGGCUUCUACCAGGACGUCUCCUGCCGCUACACCCGAUCAGUUCCGCCCGCCAUCGCGGUGAGAUUCAACGGGCCUGUGCACUUGAGGGCGAAAUAUUCCUGCUGCAGCCAGAGCAAGAAUGCGGAGAGCGCGUUUAUCGGAAACUACAAUUCUUCCUUGCAUCCGCCAGCUUUGAAGUCUGUGAAAAGGAUGGUGCUUUCUGCAGAUAUAAAGGCUUUGAGUGAGACGCGCUGUGCACAGGCGGCCGAAGGUGCCUCGCUACGAUGCUCCAGCGACUCCGAAUGCAGUUUGGAUCUGGAGAACGACUCGGAUUUCGGGUCGACGGACGAGGACGAGGAAGGGGAGUCGUUACUUUCCGGCUCCAGCAGCGACGACGAGAGCUCCUCGGCCUCCGACUCCAGCUCGGCGUUCAGCGGCGCCUCGCUGCACAGUAUCCGCUUCAGGCGAGCGACUUUACCCAAUCUGUGCCACAAAGCACCCGGCGCCCCGGGACAUGCCGGAGCGGAGGAGAGGCCGGAGGUGGCGGCGGCGGCGGCGGCUCGCCAAUCACUUUACGCCGGAGCUCCGCAACCCGGUCACGGGCCCUCCGUUAACCCCAGAGACAAGGGCAGCGGGGACAAGCCGCAGCCGGCGAGGUAUCCCAGCCAAGCGCCGCAUCUGACACCGACCAACUUUGGAAAACAUGAGGCCUCUCCCUCCAGCCUGAAAGAAACCUCGCCGUCUUCACAACAAAGGGAUUUAGUGCAUUCAGAUCCACGGUCCGCUGCUCCUCGCCUCGCCGGCAACAACUAUUUGAAGACAUUUCAGAGGGACCCAGCGCCUUCGCCGUCUCUCAACGACCAGACGGGAGGAAAGAUCAAACACAUCUUCCAGAGGUCCGACUCCAGCCACGGUGCUGCGUUCACUCCGGCCCGGGAGAGGAUUCACCGCGUCUUCGGUCCAGUCCAACAGGCUUGGAAGUUGGGAGAGGGCGUGGGUGCGGGGAACUAUGACCUCAAGAGGAAGCGGAGGGAAGAUAGCCAGAACUCGGAGAUUCACCUUAAUGAAAACGGCGGCGUGCCGGCGGCCAGCGCCCUGCACCGUCUCAACCAUUCUACCUCAGCCGGACUACUACAAAUCGACAGCACUUUACAGAGCAAGGCUUCAGCCAUCGGCAGGUGGGACAACGGGCCGAAAAAGAAACAAGUUUCUGCCAGGCGUGUCAAACAGCUCUCGACCAAAAAAAGCCCAGCCAAGCCACCUGACACGAUCCGACAGCCUUGGCUGGGCGCCGCGGGCAAGCGGGCGAAUCUGCUGAAAGACUCGGCGAAGUGCAAACGUGUGGCCUGCGGAUUAGCGACGCCGAUGAAAAAAGCUUUUAGUCUAAUGGGCAAUUUCCCUUCUCCGCCCUCGCUGGUUGUGGGAAAGGACGGGGAUCUGUGCCCUGCCUAUUCCUUUUGCUCCGAGCGCCCCGACUCCACGCAGAAAGCUCACCCGGUGUGGAGGUGGCAGAUCGGGGGCAGCGCCAUCCCACUCCCACCCAGUCACAAAUUCAGGGGGUUUAACAUUUAACCCUUUAUCCGGCUGCCAGAUUCUUACCACGUUUUUGGAUUUGAGCCCGAAUGGGGCCGCGAGUGAGAUUUCCUCUGGGCUGGUGCUGAUGGGAAAAAGAUGCUUAAAAAACAAAAAGUUAUUCUAUUUAUAGACAUCUACAGACAGUUCGGUUAACAAUCACAUCGGGAAAUAUGGUUUACAGCGCUGAGUGAGAAUAUCUCUUGGUCACUUUCAUCCCAAAAAUGAACCUUUCGGCCACAACCCUAAACAAUCACAAUCCAUCACAAUUAAGUGAAACUAAUUUCGCGACUGAAGUGUGUGUGGGGGGGGGGGGUGGGGGGGGGGGGGGGGGGGGGGGGGGAGCAUUCAGGAUUUAGUCCCAGGACUACACACACACACACACACACACACACACACACACACACACACACACACACACACACAUUCUCUCUCUCUCUGUAGGCUUGCACUAAUUUAUUUUCCUUGUGCAAUCGCUCCGUAUACUGUACACAUGAGCCCCGCUGUACGAACUCACAGCAUAACAGGCGAGCAACAAUGCUUUAAAACGACAACGAAACAAACUUCAGUUGCACCAGCGGGGUAAUCGGGGUGCAAUGUCAACAGCGGCUGAAUGGGAUUUUGGUUGUUGUUGAUUUCACUGGGUAAUAUAUUUUUUAAAGUACUGAUUUAGAUACCCACCCCCCCCCCCCCCCCCCCCCCCCCCCCCCC